This is a messenger RNA of Episyrphus balteatus (marmalade hoverfly), 7092 nucleotides long. RefSeq names its product sodium/hydrogen exchanger 3 (gene Nhe2). Gene Ontology annotation, biological process: sodium ion transport; proton transmembrane transport; regulation of pH. The transcript is spliced from 22 exons. The record is from RefSeq and is a predicted model, not a curated record. Gene Ontology annotation, cellular component: membrane. Gene Ontology annotation, molecular function: sodium:proton antiporter activity. NCBI's taxonomy places the organism in Eukaryota, Metazoa, Arthropoda, Insecta, Diptera, Syrphidae. The coding region runs from base 1829 to 6325 and encodes 1498 amino acids.
UUCGGUGAGAAAUGGCAGUCGUUCUGUUUUAUGAAAAUAAAUUCACAAAUUUUCAUAAAAAUCACAUUAAAUUGUUUGCUGUUUAUAUAAAAACAGCAAAUUUAAUUCAAAACUCGUUCCAAGAGUUUUGUAGUGUUUGUUAAGUAUAAAAGGGCAUUACUUUUUUAUUAUAACAAUAAAAAUAUAGCUCUUAAUUAUAAAAUUGGUUUAUUCUCUCGGUUUGUGUUUUUUUUUCUUCUGUGAAAAACAACUCCUACUUAUAAAAUCAUCGGCUUUUUUCGGUACCCUUACUCCCUGCCAUAUAAAUAUUCACCGUAAAACAGCAGUUAAACCACAAAUAACUAUGUCAUAAGAAUGAAUUCUAUGUAGAAAUCUAUUAAAAUUGAACAAAAACAAGUAAAAAUUUUAUAUAAAGUUAAAGUUACACAUUAUUUUGUAUCCUUUUUAUAAUGGCCCUCGAUUGAUUUUUCACGGAUAGAGUUGUGGAAAGAUUGUGGGGGGCUCUAGUGUUGUCUGGGCUUUAUAUACAUUUUGCUUGCAUAACUUUCCCAUCCCUAAAAAAAAAAAACAAACUUACCAAGCAGCAGCAGUAGCAUUGACAGUACCGACCGACUCGUCGACUAUCAUAAGGAUAGGUUGAAAAAGGACAUCAACGGGGAUGUUUAUCUCAACAAUGAUAUUGAAAAACACCGUACUAAUGAUUUUCUUCUCCUUGAAUCGUUAUAUAAUAACAAGUUUUCCAAUACCAUACAACAGCUUUUGCUGUGCUGUAAAAAUCUAAUUAUUUCUGAACGACUGAGUUCGAAACCAGAUGACAGGUAGUAGUCAUUAUUAUCCUUGCAAACAUUAGUAGUAGCCAAUUGCUUGUGGAUUCUCGUUCUCGUCCUAAAGGAAAAUCCUUAAGGUUAAACAAAAAUACAAAGAAACAACCACAAACUGACUCAACACUGUAGUGGCAACAACGGUAUAGGAAAUAAUUAUCGACAAAAACACAAAGAAUCUACCUACUCUUGUUGUUUAGACAUAAAGGCAUAAAGGAUAUAACCUCUGCUGAGCAAAAAAAACCUUGGCCUUUUGCUUACGGAAUGUGUUUUUAGCUGCUGCUUUGAAUUAUUCAAAAUUCAAUAAAAUGUACUUGUGCUUUUUUGGACAACAAAGCCAUAACCAUAGGUGUUGUGUAUGCAUGUGUGAGUGUUGGUGUGUGUUUAAGGAUAACAAGGUUUGAACCAAACACUUUUUUGAAAUUCAAGUGCAAGGCCAUUUGAUUACAUAAAUCAACAGAAAAAGAAAAAAAAAAUACAAAAUCAAUUAAAGUUAUUACACAAUAUCUAACUGUAAUAUAUUGAAAAUCAAUAUAUUAAUAAAAAAAAAAAAAGAAAAUUCAAAUAAUAUCAAUCAAUCAUAACAUCAUGAAAAUUAUAUACAUAUUGAAAAAUAAUUUGAAAAAAUAAAAAAAAAUCAUAACAUUUCGGUUGUCGGACGUUUAUAGUCAUAAAAGUUUAAUAGGAUUUAUGAAGGCUACGGCUGUAACUUCGUUUGGUUAGAAAAAUAAAUAAUUGUAAAUCUGUCUAAAUUGUGUGUCAGUUUAAGUGGUUGUUGUUUAUAUUUGGUGUCUUUAUGCAAAAUAAUAAUUAAAAUUAAGGAGAAGGAAAAUAAAUACACUGGAAAAAAACUAUCACUUUUAUUAAAUCUGCCUAUAAAUUGGAUACGAUCAGAAAUACCGUUACUGCCGUGAAAGUGAUUCGCAAGUUCGUAUAGAUAAAUAUCACUCGCUUUUCCCCAAAAUGUAUUACCUCAACAUGUGUGUCUGAAAUCCCAAUUCAAUGCAAUGCUUACAACUAAUGCAAUCAACCACAAACUUUAUACAAAUAAAAACAACAACAACAAUUGUGUCAUCCACUGUCAAUCGCCGCCGCUGCCGUGUCCUGCAACAAAUAAAAUGAAGGAAACCGAUUUUGAUAGUGCAACAGCUUCCCUAAUGCAAGAAAUGAAUUUAGCUCGACGAGCAUGUUGGUGUGACACAAGAAUUCAAUCGCAUUCGCAUAGUAGAAAGUUUCGACAUUUGUUAGUAGGUUUAGUGAAAAAUUAUAAGAAUGGUGCAUUUGAGAAUUUUUGCAAAAGAAACAAUAUUCUCGAAGAAUCACAAAUGGACUUGUUGGAUCUUCCAACACAAAUUACAACAACAACAACACUUUCCACAACGACAACGGUUUUAAAUGAUGGUGCUAUUAAACCAAAAAUUGAUGAUUCUAAUCAUAGUGAAGCUUCAAGUCCUAAUUUAAUUAUUAUUCCUAGUAAUUGUAAAUCACAAAGUUUAAGUUUAAAUAUGUCAAAAUGUGCAACAAGGAAAGACUUGGAUGAUCAAACGAGGUCGUCUCCGCGGAAAUCAUUUGAAACAAGUCAAUUUGCUGAUAGUGUUUCAGCUAAAUGGUGGAGUUUAACGGUAUUUUUAGUGUCGAUAAUGGUUAAAUUGCAAAUGGUGCUAUUAAAUAGUUUUAAGAGUGAAUUAAGUGAAAAGAAAAAUGCUAAAAAUGCCAAAGUAAUGCUCGAUUACCAAAACGAAAACCUAAAACAACGAAGAAGCAAAGAAAACAUGGGUUUGAGAACUUUAAACAGAGGAUUUGUUUUGAUACUUUUGAGUUAUAUUUGGAUUUGUUGUUGUGUUAGCAGUAUAGAAGCCCGUCCAAAUUUGAGUAAUGCAUUAGAUUCUGGAGGAAGUGCCACGACUGUAACAGUGACGGAAUCGGCAUCUUCAACGAGUCCUUUUGCAACGCCAACAACUUCAUUGGAUCAUGGAGAUCAUGGAAAAACAUAUCCAUUAGCAGGACAUGGUGAUCAUCCGCCCCAAAGAUAUCCAGUGUCACAAGUUGACUUUGAUCGAGUCAAAACGCCAUUUAUUAUUGGUAUUUGGAUUCUAUCAGCGAGUAUUGCAAAAAUCGGUUUUCAUAUGACUCCAAAGCUAAAUAAAAUAUUUCCUGAAUCCUGCCUUUUAAUUGUUGUUGGUGUUGUAAUUGGUGUCGUUUUAUAUUUCGUCACUUCCGUAAAUGUAUCGCCAUUAACACCAAAUACUUUCUUCUUCUACAUGCUCCCACCAAUUAUCUUAGAUGCCGGGUACUUUAUGCCCAAUCGCCUUUUCUUUGAUAACUUGGGAACUAUAUUGCUAAUGGCUGUUGUUGGUACGAUAUUUAACGUUGCAACUAUUGGUUCCUCAUUGUGGGCGUGUGGCCUUACUGGUAUUUACGGUGACGAGAGUCAAACUCCAAAACUUUUAGAUACAUUUAUCUUUGCCUCACUUAUUUCGGCUGUUGAUCCUGUUGCUGUUUUGGCUGUGUUUGAAGAAAUCCAUGUAAACGAAAUUUUGUAUAUUGUUGUAUUUGGUGAAUCGCUGCUUAAUGAUGCUGUUACAGUUGUUAUGUACCAUAUGAUGGAAGUAUAUAACGAAAUUGGCAUUAAAAAUAUUAUCGUUUCUGAUAUAUUGGGUGGCGUUGCAUCAUUUUUUAUUGUUGCCUUAGGCGGUACUUUUAUAGGAGUAAUUUGGGGAGUCCUCACAGGACUGGUCACCAGAUUUACAGAUCAUGUUCGUGUUAUCGAACCGAUAUUUAUAUUUGUUAUGGCUUACUUGGCAUAUCUUAAUGCUGAGAUAUUCCAUAUGAGUGGAAUAAUGUCCAUUACAUUUUGUGGUAUCACAAUGAAGAAUUAUGUUGAAUCGAAUAUAUCACAAAAAUCGCACACAACCGUUAAAUAUGCGUUGAAAAUGUUAUCAAGUUCUUCAGAAACGAUUAUCUUUAUGUUUCUGGGUGUGGCCACAGUAAAUAAUGACCAUGUCUGGAAUACAGUCUUUGUUUUAUUGACAAUUUUAUUUUGUUCAUUUUUCCGUGUAAUUGGUGUUGUCAUCCUCACUGCUAUGGCAAAUAAAUUCCGUCUACAUAAAUUAUCAAAUGUCGAUCAAUUUGUCAUGUCAUAUGGUGGCCUUCGAGGAGCUGUAGCUUUUGCAUUGGUACUGCUGAUCGAUGAGGCCCACGUGAAACAAAAAGCAAUGUUUGUGACAACAACAAUAGCGGUGAUAUAUUUUACGGUCUUCCUGCAAGGCAUUACAAUAAAGCCUUUGGUCAAAUUCUUGAAUGUCAAACGGGCAAACAAGAAGAAACCAACAAUGAACGAAAGAAUUCAUGAAAGGUUCAUGGAUCAUUUGAUGGCUGGAAUAGAAGACAUCGUUGGAAAGACUGGUAACUACAAUGUGCGUGAUAAGUUUAAACGAUUCGACAACCGAUUCAUUCGUCCGCUUUUAAUCAGAGACUUAAAGGGCGCUGAGCCAAAAAUUAUCGAAACUUAUUCAAAAUUAACAAUGCGUGAUGCUAUGGAAGUUAUGAGAAGAAAUCCAUCAACAAUUGGACAAAUUUCUGGAACCGAAUCGAUGAGUGCACUAUUUAGGAAUUACACCAGUAAUUGUAUAGGUGGAAGGUGGGCGCCGCCGACGUUGUUUCCAACUUGUCCUAGUUUAACAAAUCUAGAAAAUACAUGCUCACGUAAUCUGGAUAUGCAUGAACUGGACUAUAAUCCGUCCAAAAAAGAUUUAACCGAUGCAAGAAUUCAUCAUUUGUUAGCUGAAGAAUUGAAACCUUACAGAAGGGCUUCAAUGGCAAUGCAUCGCCGAUUAAGCUAUAGCAGGCAUGCAGUCGACGACAGGGAUCUGUCGACGCAGGUCAACUACAAGCUGCAAAUGAACUUCCGACGUAUGUUUAAGGACCGGCAGCAUCAUAAACGCAGUAAAAGAGAGAAAAAACAGCAACAAGAUGGUGUAAAACAAAAUCACGUCUCAUUUACUGAUUUUCAACAAAAUGGAACAACCAAACAAUUGUCGCAUGGUACGAAUACGAAUGAACCUCUUAUUCGCAAAAAACUAAUCAGAAAACAUUCUCACAAAUCACUUACUAAAUAUCGUAGAUUAGAAAUAGCAGAAGAAUAUCCUCCGAAACAAACUGAAGUCACUAUCAAUGAAGCUGGCGAUGACUGGGAAGAAGGUCUAACAUUUACUGCAAAAUCAUCACCGGACUCAGAUCUUGCGAAUAAUAAUUCAUUGAUAGCACAUAUCACAAGCCUACCAGGCUUUGAUGCAUCCAAAGCAAGAAUUGUUAAGCAUUAUGCAUCCAAGAGUGAAAGUCCUGAGAAAAUCCUUACACCAGAUAUUGGUCCGACUGCGGCCGAAUUAAUACUACCAUGGCGUAGGGACAGAUCCUCUCAAAGUAUUGUUGCAGAAAACGUGAUCGUAGAAGAAGAACGAAAUGCAUCUCGUGACUCGGAUUGUGAAAGACGCGUUGCCACCCCAACUGCCACCGAAUCCCAACUGCCAUGGAAACGAGAGGAAGAUGAAAUAUCAGAUGCUAUUCAACAGAAUGAAUUUCCUGCUUGGGCAUCAAAUAAGGAAUACCUGGCAUACAACUCACCCAGUGCCACGUUUCUAGGUGGACUUUCAAAACCUAAACAGGCUAAAUCUGUAAUAGGUUUCUUCCGGCGAGAAAGCUCCGGUUCAGGGAGUGGAGGAGGUGCGCCUAAAUCCGUUCCUCUGGUAGUCGAUCUCAGUGAAAUACCAAUUGGAUCGGAUCCCUCAUUAGCAGCCGCCUUAACAAGUGGAUUGGUGCCUUUUAAUUUGCCACAACAACAGCAGCAGAAUAUUGCGGUUAUUGGAGGUCAGAGAUCAGACAAAAGGUCUGCAUCAAUAUCGGGGGCUAGUAUAGCUAACGUAGCCGAUGGUGGUCAUUCGGGACCAUUUCCGGUGACAGCUAGUCAUCGACGAAAUAUAAGAAGAGGGUCAAUGCUUGAGUUGAGCGGACUUGUACUUGCAGGACGGAGGGCUAGUAAAAUCUUACCUCCUAAUCCCAGAGACACUAUCCCCGAGGAAACUCAUUACCACUCAAAAUCGCUAUGUGAACCGGCCGGAGAUGAAUGGACCUCCACUUUGGCUGGAGCUGCAAAACAUUUAACAGGAAGCGGAAACAGUGACAAACUGCUCACCUCACCGACAACAACAAGCAGUGGCCGGGAACCGCUGCUUCCUAAAUUAACACCUCGAGCACAAAUACGUCGAAUGGGCAGUAGAAACCAAGUGACAACAGCUCUUCUCUCAACAUCGACGUCCGAUUUCGAUGACGAUGAUGAUGACGACGACGAUGAUGAGGAGGAAGAUUUCGAUUUGUACGAUGAUGAUAAUAUUGUCGUUACAACUUAUACACCAGCAGGAUCAUCGACGAACAAACGAAACAAUAGCGGGAGCGAUGGUGCUUCAACAUCGGGCGCACCACGCAAUAAUGAUGAAAGCAUCAUUUGAGGACGAAGGGAACAAUUGCUUAGAAUGCGGCUAGGGAAUUGUAUUAGGUAUAAAUUAUUGUUUUAGUCAAAUUGUUUAAAAAAAAAUGAAAGAUAACUAAUUUAUUAUUGUGACUUGAUUGGUAAAAGAUUCUUUGUAAAUAUUCGUUAUCGUUUGAAAUUCCAAAAAAAAAAAUACAGCCGCUUUUCUCAUUUUUGUGCGAUGCGAUAAAGUUGGUCUAACGAUCAAUUAAAGCACUUAAAAUUGAUAAAUCGUUGGAAUGAAACGAUUCAAAGAAGAAGAAAAAGGCUGAAAAAUUACCAAGAAAGAAAAAAAUUACAAAAAACAGUCAUGACUAAAUUUUAGCAGUUCAACAUAAAUAAAGCAUAAAAUUAAAUUCUAAUUAAAAUUAGAAUGAAAAAAAAAAACAAAUGUGUUCUUGAUACAAAACCAAAAAAAAAAAACUAGUUGAAUUUUUCUAUAGCAAAGAAAUUGAUGAAUAGGCUAACGAUAAUUAUAAUUAUAAAAGUAAAAAAUGAAACAAAAUCACGACAAUUAUUAUAUAAAUGACUCACAGACACACACACAUCCUAGUUAUAGAGUAUAAAUAUGAACGUGUAUUGAAAUUGUACAGAGAAUGUUAACGAAAGAAAAAAUUAUUGAAACCAAAAAAAAAAAAAACUUUACAACUUAAAAAAUAGAUAAACAGAAAAUUUAAUUUAUUUUUAUAUCAAUUUAAUAAGAAAAUGAUAAAAUAGUAAAAAAAAAUUAAAAAAAAAAAAAAAAAA